UUUGGCGGUGUACGCGGGCUUUGUGGUGAACGCGGGCACUGUGAUGCACAUGCUGGCGGCGCACACGGGCACGGGGGUGCAUCCGUACGCAGGCACAGGGUUGCGCAGAGCUUGUUAUUCCUCGUGGGCUGCUGCGUGGCGAGCGGUACGCCGGUGACGUUGGUGUACCGCAACUUCUUGGAACAAUUCCCGUACUACCACCGCGCCGAGCACGGAGCAGUGACCACCCUGUGACCCGGCAGUGACCAGGCAGUCCGACGCUGCGAAGACGAUGUUGGAGAGCUGGUUCUACGGCCCCACAUGGUGUGCGGGCGCCGAGCGUGCGAGCGAGCAGCUGGAGCCCCCACAGGGCUGGCCGUUCAAGAAGCCGCCCUGCCGGGGGUGCGCCUGCAUCGCGCGAGGGAAGACGCAGUGGUCCUACGACCAGGUCGGCUUCUUCGGCAGCGUGGUCACGAACGAGACCAUGAAGGACAGGGUCACGGUCUUCCACGCCGGCUGCCCCAUCAACAGCCCGUUCGCAGACUUCAUCCCGCACCUCGUCUCGGGAUCGAACGCCGUCCCACAAAGUCUACGACAACGUAUACGGCCGGAUCGGCGCGGCAGGGAACCUGCAGGUCUGCGCCGCCAAGUUGAUGGAAGCCGCGCCGGGCACUGGCAACCCUUACGAGCGCUGCUCCCUCUGCGAUGCGCUCCCGGAGGGCGCCCGCCGCCACGGCGCCUGGAGCAUGUCGUGCCCCGGGGGCGAGCCCGCCCGCGAGGAGGAGCACUGAGCGGCGCCCGGCGCGGGAGGUGCAAUAUUCUUUCGGGGCUCAAGGGGCCUGAUUGACCCGGGUCUGGAUUGACCUUGGUCAGAAGAUCCUCGAGUCUUGGGCCCGAGGCACCUGUCACGGGAAGGAGCGCUGCCGAUGCUGCGUCUCUGGAAGAAGCAAAAACGCCAUAAACAUUAAUUUUUGGCGCUCCGCGCCGAUAUCUUGGAUCCGCGCUGGGCCCACCCGUCGGCGCCUCUGGCGCCGCUCCUGGCGCGCUCUGCGCGCUUGGGAGCCAGGUCCAGCGCAGAUCCAAGAAAUCCGCGCGCAGCGCCAACAGUUUAUGUUAGGGCGUUUUUUCUUCUUCUAGCCGAUGCUGCUUCUCUCGAAGGAGGUAUUCUGUAUUCCGUAUGGUUGUGCCCUCCUCCCCACAGUGCAUUGCCGCGGUCGGUCGGUCGGUCGGCGGAGUCGUCGCCGCCCUCCGCGAGCGAGCGGCCCGCGAAGCGCAAGGGGGGGGCUCCUCCGUCGCCCGCCCGCGGGCCUGGAAAAAGCGGGGGCCGGGCGGGCAGCGCCUCCGCCGCCCCGCAGCGUGGGGGGG
This is a messenger RNA of Prorocentrum cordatum, 1344 nucleotides long. NCBI's taxonomy places the organism in Eukaryota, Dinophyceae, Prorocentrales, Prorocentraceae. The record is from the annotation of a GenBank genome assembly.